Messenger RNA from Pezoporus flaviventris, 2132 nucleotides. It is a transcript of the gene MTMR9, whose product is annotated as myotubularin related protein 9. Gene Ontology annotation, biological process: negative regulation of autophagy. NCBI's taxonomy places the organism in Eukaryota, Metazoa, Chordata, Aves, Psittaciformes, Psittacidae. The transcript is spliced from 11 exons. Bases 74 to 1714 code for a protein of 546 amino acids. The record is from RefSeq and is a predicted model, not a curated record.
UGAUCCCGCGGAACGGUUGCGGUGGUGCCGCGGGGCGCGACGGGCUUUUAGCGGCAGCGCCCUUUCCGCAAGCAUGGAGUUUGCGGAGCUGAUCAAGACCCCCCGAGCGGACAACGUGGUCCUGCACCGCCCGUUCUACUUGGCGGUGGAGGGGACUCUGUGUUUGACUGGCCAUCACCUCAUCUUUUCUUCGCGGCGUCAUGAUAACGCUGAGGAGCUGUGGCUGUUGCACUCCAACAUUGAUUCUAUCGAAAAAAGGUUUGUGGGCUCAUUGGGUACCAUUGUUAUAAAAUGCAAAGAUCUGCGGAUUAUUCAGCUGGAUAUACCUGGAAUGGAGGAGUGUUUGAAUAUUGCAAGCUCUAUUGAGGCACUUUCCACCCUGGACUCUGUCACUCUCAUGUAUCCCUUCUUCUACCGGCCCAUGUUUGAAAUCAUUGAAGAUGGCUGGCGCUCUUUUCUGCCUGACCAAGAAUUUGAGCUUCUCAGUUCAGUAACAGAUGAAUGGCGUCUAAGCUGCAUCAAUAAGGAUUUCUCUGUCUGUCCAUCCUACCCUCCAGUUGUCAUUGUCCCCAAAUCCAUCGAUGAUGAAGCGCUUUGGAAAGUUGCCAUGUUCCGCCAUGGCAGUCGCUUCCCAGUCCUCAGCUAUUACCAUAAGAAGAAUGGGAUGGUCAUGAUGCGAAGUAGCCAGCCUCUUACAGGUACGAAUGGGAGACGGUGUAAAGAAGACGAGAAGCUUAUUAAUGCCACCCUACGGCCUGGCAAACGUGGCUACAUCAUUGAUACCAGGUCCCUGAAUGUUGCCCAGCAGGCCAGGGCCAAAGGAGGGGGCUUUGAACAAGAAGCUCACUAUCCCCAGUGGAGGAGGAUUCACAAAUGUAUUGAGAGGUUUAACAUUCUGCAGGAAAGCCUCAUCAAACUUGUGGAAGCUUGUAAUGACCAGUCGCACAACAUGGACCGCUGGCUCAGUAAACUGGAAGCAUCCAACUGGCUGACUCACAUCAAGGAGAUACUAACUGCAGCUUGCCUAGCUGCUCAGUGUAUUGAUAGGGAAGGUGCGUCAGUACUAGUCCAUGGGACUGAAGGAACAGAUUCAACACUCCAGGUAACUUCUCUGGCACAGAUUAUCUUGGAUCCCAGGUGCAGGACCAUACGGGGCUUUGAAUCUCUUGUUGUGAGGGAGUGGCUGCAGGCUGGUCACCCUUUUCAGCAGCGCUGUGCCCAGUCAGCCUAUUCAAAUAGCAAGCAGAAAUGGGAGGCCCCGGUGUUUCUUCUCUUUUUGGACUGUGUGUGGCAAAUCCUUCGUCAGUUCCCUUGCUCUUUUGAAUUCAACGAACGGUUCCUCAUUAUGCUCUUUGAACAUGCUUAUGCUUCACAGUUUGGGACUUUCCUGGGAAACAACGAAAAUGAAAGGUCUAAGCUGAAGCUGCCACAAAAGACUAUGUCCCUGUGGUCCUGGGUGAACAGUUCUGAAGAGCUGAUAAAAUUCCAGAAUCCUCUUUUUGAGGCCAACAGCCUUGUCAUCUGGCCCUCUGUUGCCCCACAGAGCCUGCAGCUCUGGGAAGGUGUCUUUCUUCGAUGGAACAGGCCUUCCAAGUUCCUGGAUGAAGCCCAGGAAGAAAUGAUCAACAUCAUAAAAUACAACAAGCAACUUCAGGCAAAGGUUAAUGCAUUGAGGAGGCAGAUAGCAGAGAUGGGAACAGAUGACAGGAUGUAGGAGAACCUGUGAGCUGGCAGGGCUUUGCCUCAGGUCUUUCCUUUCCAGUCCCCUUUAUGUUAAAGACUGAACAUGGAAAGUGCAUGUAUUACAGAGCCCUCUGGGUACAGCUGACCCUCAGUCCUCCCAUUGCUGAAACCUCCACUUCACACUAUGUACCUCUCUGCUUUUUGGGAGGGCAUUUUGUUUUGUUUACAGCAGACUACAUGACUGGGCACAGCGUCCUCCUCUCUUGGCAGCUUUUGUGUCUCAAUAUUGUGUACAGUGUCAGCAGAAGCUGGAACUCUUACCUCCAAGCAACUGUGUGGAUGACCAGGAUGGGCCAAGAGACCAGAUGAUUCAGAUUUAUUUUGGACUUAUUCUGGUCUUGUUGAACUCUCUCGACACUCAGCAGGAUGAAAGUACAAAGUUAUGUAUA